AUCCCUCUCCUUGAAGCCACAAUCUCCCACUUACAAUCUUACACCCUCUUCUUCCUUCUCUUGUUGUCCCUUAGUUUCCUUGUGUAGCCAUGUCUGCAGGUCUUAGCCUGCUUCGUUUCCUUACGUUGGUAUCCAUAAUUGUUUUUCUCUCUUUCUUGAGGUGUGAUGCCUACGAAGGAGGAGGUUGGACGAAUGGCCAUGCCACAUUUUAUGGUGGAGGUGACGCAUCUGGCACCAUGGGGGGGGCUUGUGGGUAUGGAAACUUGUACAGCCAAGGCUAUGGGACCCUGACUGCGGCCCUAAGCACGGCCUUGUUCAACGACGGCCUGAGCUGCGGGUCGUGCUACGAGAUGUGGUGUACCAACGACCCGAGAUGGUGCCUUCCGGGUUCCAUCACCGUCACGGCUACGAACUUCUGCCCGCCAAACUUUGGGUUGUCUAAUGAUAACGGGGGAUGGUGCAAUCCUCCUCUUCAACAUUUUGACUUGGCCGAGCCUGCCUUCCUGCAAAUUGCGCAGUAUAGGGCGGGGAUCGUUCCUGUAUCAUUCAGAAGGGUUCCAUGCGUAAAGAAAGGUGGGGUGCGUUUCACCAUCAAUGGACACUCGUACUUCAACUUGGUACUCAUCACCAACGUUGGAGGUGCAGGGGAUAUCCAUGCAGUGUCCAUCAAGGGUUCGAGGACUGGCUGGCAGGCCAUGUCCAGAAAUUGGGGCCAAAACUGGCAGAGCAACUCCUACCUCAAUGGGCAAGCCCUCUCCUUCCAAGUGACCACCAGUGAUGGCCGAACGUUCACAAGCUACAACGUCGCACCAUCCAAUUGGCAGUUCGGACAAACAUUUGAAGGGAGCCAAUUCUAAUAUGAGCGAUCAGUGGGUCAUUACCUUAUGUUGCAAUUAGAGAAGUAAAACAAAAAGAAAGAGAAAAAAAAGGAUAAGUGCAUUAACUUUAGCUGCAUUGAGAUGCCAUUGCAGUUCAGAGUAUGCGAAGCAUGCAAUCUUACGAGACAUGCUUCUUGGCUUACUCUAGAAAUGAAUAGAAAGAGUUAAGGGUACAGCGGCAUCCUAAUCAGAGGCUGCCAUGACAUGGUUUUCUUAAAUUAUAUAGAAUUAUGAUACAUUCGUGCCAUGUAAGAGAUGAGUGUUCACAAUAGUAUAUUAAUUCCCUAUUUUGCUUGCGGUUUGAA
Nymphaea colorata (pocket water lily) is the source of this 1183-nucleotide messenger RNA. Its product is annotated as expansin-A8-like. The transcript is spliced from 3 exons. Gene Ontology annotation, biological process: plant-type cell wall organization. Lineage: Eukaryota; Viridiplantae; Streptophyta; Magnoliopsida; Nymphaeales; Nymphaeaceae. The record is from RefSeq and is a predicted model, not a curated record. Bases 90 to 857 code for a protein of 255 amino acids. Gene Ontology annotation, cellular component: extracellular region.